Molecule: messenger RNA, 2313 nt
Organism: Closterium sp. Yama58-4
Lineage: Eukaryota; Viridiplantae; Streptophyta; Zygnematophyceae; Desmidiales; Closteriaceae
Source: the annotation of a GenBank genome assembly
AUGCACGCAGCUGUACACCCCUUUCUCCACCGCACACCCCUUUCUCCACCGCACACUCCCCACUCCGUUCGCACUGACGCACCUCCCCCAUGUCUCGCCCCACUCCAGCAUGCCUGCAUCUGUGGCCUCCCCCCCCCCCCGCACUCCACCCUCAUCUCUCCCUCCCCCUCGCCUUCUCACUGGUGCAGUGCGCCCGUGUCUCGACCCAGCGUGCCGGCAUCUGUGGCCACCCGCCUGCCAUCUGCUGCUGAGCUGGCAGCACAUGCCACGAGCCACUGGGAGGCAGUCCUCAUGCAUCUCAUAUCGCCGCCUUCCAUAGCUGGGGGCCAUGGCGCUGCUGUCAUCACACGUGUGCUCAUCCGAGCCGGCCUGCUCACCCACUCGGGUUCUUCUCUCUCAGUUGUAUCAACCUCCGCCUUCCCCUUCCUUCUCAAGGACCGGAACGAGCAGCUGUGGGCGAUAGUGUCAAGCUACAUCGAGUCGGCCCAGGACAGGGGGCAUGACAGUGGGGAUGUGAUCGCAUUCCUCCUAGAGCUGGGAUUCCACAACAUUGGCACGCCAUACAGCAUGUCAACGCUAACCAGCAUGCAGCACGAGGUGGUGGACGAGAUCGCCCAGCUGGGCUUCGUGCUCACACAGAAGGGGAGGCACGACCAGUGGUUCAUCCCAACGCACCUUGCAGCUGCGCUCUCCUCCAGCCUAUCAGAAUCCGCCACGUCAGAUUCAGAGGGCUUUAUAGUGGUGGAGACCAACUUCAGAGUGUAUGCAUACACGCAGUCCAAGCUGCAGGCGGAAAUCCUCUCCCUCUUCAUGAGGCUGGAGUAUCGGUUGCCCAACCUGGUGGUGGGAGUGAUGAACCGAGAGACUGUCAACAACGCCCUUGCCCUCGGCAUCGUUGCAGAACAGAUAGUGCAGUACGUGCGGAAGAAUGCUCAUCCUCUCGUGGCCACCAAGGCCCCAGUGGUGCCCGAGACAGUGGUGGACCAGAUCCGCCUGUGGGAGUUUGAUCGCAAUCGAGUGGCCACUACUGCUGCUGUGCUCUACGACGACUUCCCCACCCAGGAAGUGUUUGAGGCUAUCGUUAAGCAUGCGCAACAGAUUGGAGCAUUGCUGUGGAAAGACAGCAAGAAGAGAAAGUUUGUUGUUCGUGCAGAUGCACAUGAUAGCUUUGCGCGAGUCAUCAUGGCAUCGGCCAAGCCUAACCCGCUCCUCACGCCGUUCACUUUACCGGAUGGCACGGAGCUCUCAAUGCGCAUCGUCUACGCGCCGUUGACGCGUGACCGCGCCCUCGGGACCAUCCCACAGCCGAACGCCGCGAUCUACUACUCGCAGCGCGCGCACAAGGGCGGGCUCAUGCUCACCGAAGGCACGUGUAUCUCGCCCGAGGCGCACGGGUACCCCGACACCCCGGGGAUCUACACGGAGGCGCAGAUCGCGGCGUGGAAGCCGGUGAUCAAGGCCGUGCACGACAAGGGCGCGCGCUUCUACUGCCAGCUGUGGCACGUCGGCCGCGCGUCGCACCAAGAGUACCAGCCUGAUGGCGCCGCGCCCAUGGCCCCGUCCGCCAUUCCUAUCAGUAGCGGCGAGAUCAAAGUGUACAUCAGCACUGGCCCCGCCGACUAUCCCACACCGCGGGCCAUGACCGCUGAAGAGAUUAAGAAGGUGGUGGAGCAGUUCCGCGUGGCGGCGCGCAACGCGAUUGACGCGGGGUUCGACGGCGUGGAGGUGCAUGGCGCGAACGGCUACCUGCUGGAGCAGUUCAUCAAGGACGGUAUCAACAAGCGUGAGGACGAGUUUGGCGGCUCCCUGGAGAACAGGCUUCGAUUCCCCCUGCAGGUGAUCAAGGCAGUGGCGGACGAGGUGGGCGCCAGCAAGGUGGGCGUGCGCCUGUCGCCGUACAGCUCCUUCCUGGAUGCUUCCGACUCGGACCCUGUGGGCACGUACCUGGGGCUGGUGGAGGCCGUCAACGGCUUGGGCCUGGCGUAUGUGCACUUCAUUGAGGCGCGCGCGCAGGGGAACGCUGACUUGGAAGAUGUGAAGGAGACUCUGGAGCCAUUCCGCAAGGCGUUCAAGGGGCCCUUCAUUGCUGCAGGCGGCUACAAGCGGGAGAACGGAAUGGAAGCCAUUGAGAGCGGGGCGGCAGAUCUGAUCACGUACGGCCGUCUCUUCCUCGCUAAUCCCGACCUGCCGAAGCGCUUUGAGCUCAACGCGCCGCUCAACCCGUACGACCGCAGCACCUUCUUCAUCCCGGACCAGGUCAAGGGGUACAUCGACUACCCUUUCCUGGAUGAGGAGCCUAAAAAGGCUGAAUAG